AUUAAUCAUUCGAUGGAUAAAAACUGACUUGGAAAGCUGAAAUGGCGACCGUUUCCGUCUCCGAUUCCUUCUCCCGGAACUGUUCUUCCCUUCACUUACCAUCUUCUUCUUCUUCGUCAGGAUUUCAGAGAUUCUCGAGACAGAAAUCCCCCUCACUCCGAAUCAGAUGUUCCGGUACAGGUAUAGAUGAUACAUCUACACUCCAGGGAACCUUAUUCCCAUUCAAGAAUCUAAAGAAUGUCGCCUGCAGCUUGUUUGCUGUUUGGGCCGUGAAUGCUGCCUCACCUGCUAUCGCUGCCAAUCAGAGGCUGCCACCAUUGUCAACAGAACCAAACAGAUGUGAACGUGCAUUUGUAGGAAACACCAUUGGUCAAGCAAAUGGUGUCUAUGAUAAACCAAUUGAUCUCAGGUUUUGUGAUUACUCAAAUGAUAAAUCAAAUUUGAAAGGAAAGUCACUUGCAGCAGCCCUCAUGUCAGAUGCUAAGUUUGAUGGCGCAGAUAUGUCAGAGGUGGUGAUGUCAAAAGCUUAUGCUGUUGGAGCAAGUUUUAAAGGUGUGAACUUCUCCAAUGCAGUUUUGGACCGGGUUAAUUUUGAAAAAGCCAAUCUAAAAGGAGCUGUCUUUAGGAACACUGUAUUGUCAGGCUCCAUCUUUGGUGAAGCUCAACUGGAGGAUGUUGUGUUUGAGGAUACCAUUAUUGGUUAUAUCGAUCUUCAGAAGCUAUGUACUAAUGCAACCAUCACUGCUGAAGGAAGAAUGGUAUUAGGAUGUCGAUAGCCUGUCAUGUCAUCUCAUCCCCUUUUUCCCCAGAGAUCGUUGGACUUCUUUCAAUCAAGUUAGUAUUGCAGGAUUCAUGCUUGAUUUUGUCAAUAAAUAUACCCAAAUAACAGAUCAAGUAA
Molecule: messenger RNA, 898 nt
Organism: Telopea speciosissima
Lineage: Eukaryota; Viridiplantae; Streptophyta; Magnoliopsida; Proteales; Proteaceae
Product: thylakoid lumenal 17.4 kDa protein, chloroplastic
Exons: 4
Coding region: 42-776 (244 amino acids)
Source: RefSeq, a predicted model, not a curated record